AUGCCAUUCGAUGUCGAAACCGUCCUCUCCCAAUUGACUGAGCAAGACAAGAUUGCCCUUCUCUCGGGAGCUGAUUUUUGGCAUACGCACUCUAUCCCCUCACACCAGGUCCCACCAAUUCGUCUCACUGAUGGCCCCAAUGGAAUCCGCGGGACCAAAUUCUUUGCCGGUGUCCCAGCGGCUUGUCUCCCCUGCGGAACGGCACUGGCCGCGACAUGGGAUGCCCCUCUCCUCGAGAGGGCUGGAGUCCUCCUAGCCAACGAAUGCAUCUCGAAGGGCGCACAUUGCUGGCUGGGACCCACAGUCAACAUCCCUCGAUCUCCGCUGGGUGGUCGGGGGUUCGAGUCCUUUUCCGAAGACCCACAUCUCAGCGGCAUUAUUGCCUCAGCGAUGAUCCGAGGAUGCGAGAGCAAGGGAAUCGUGUCUGCCGUGAAACAUUUUGUGUGCAAUGACCAGGAGCAUGAGAGACGGGCUGUGGAUGUUCUGGUCACCCCGCGGGCCUUGAGAGAGAUUUAUCUGAAGCCAUUUCAGAUCGUCGCCCGCGAUGCGAGGCCAGGGGCACUCAUGACAAGUUAUAACAAGAUUAACGGGAAGCACGUAGUGGAGAAUGAGAAGAUGUUGAAUGGACUGUUGCGAACUGAGUGGGAAUGGGAUCCUCUGAUCAUCAGCGACUGGUAUGGCACCUACUCCACCGUGGAUUCCCUGAAUGCGGGAAUGGAUCUAGAGAUGCCCGGGGUGUCGAGGUACCGCGGACGAUACCUUGAGUCGGCUUUACAGGCCCGAUUGGUAAAGGCUUCGACGGUAGACGAGCGUGCGCGCAGGGUCUUGUCGUUCGUGAAAUGCAUGUCAGAGGUCGAUGUGUCGAAAGUCGAGAAGGGAAGGGACUACCCUGAGGAUCGGGCAUUGAAUCGCGACGUGUGCGCCAGUGGAAUAGUACUGUUGAAGAAUGAUAAUGGUCUUCUGCCUUUGAAGAAAGAUGCGCAGACCAUCGCCCUGAUCGGAUCGCACGUCAUGGCGCCGUCUAUAUCGGGUGGAGGCAGUGCCUCCCUUCGCCCGUACUAUGCCGUGUCACUGUACGAAGCUGUACGAGAAGCCGUUCCCAACGCAAAGAUCAUCUGCGAAACCGGCGCAUAUGCACACAAGAUGAUGCCGGUUAUUGAGAGGUUGCUCAGCAAUGCGGUCAUCAAUUUUUACAAUUCUCCCGUGUCGGAUGUCGGACGCGAAUGUCUCCACAUAGAGCCGGUCAGCACCACCGGUUUUCAAUUUAUGGAUUUCCGCGCCCCAGGCCUGAAUCGCGAGUGCUUUUGGGCGACAUUAGUGGGCGAUUUCACCCCUGACGCGACGGGAAUCUGGGACUUCGGGCUGAGUGUGUUUGGAACAGCGAAUCUCUAUCUGGACGAUGAGUUGGUUAUAGACAAUACCAGCCAACAGACGAAAGGAACGUCGUUCUUUGGCAAAGGCACCGUUGAGGAGCGUGGAUCCAAGAUGCUUGAAGAUGGGCGAUCCUACAAAAUACGACUGGAAUUCGGUUCUGCCAACACUACAACAAUGAAGACCGUGGGAAUGGUGAACUUCGGCGGCGGUGCAGCCAAUCUGGGAGCCUCACUGCGGUUGACCCCCGAUGAUAUGCUUAAUUCUGCUGUGAAGGCCGCCAGUGAAGCGGAUUAUGCAAUCGUCUGUACUGGGUUGAACCCGGACUGGGAAUCAGAGGGAUUCGAUCGGGCAUCCAUGGAUCUUCCCCCGGGGGUGGACAAACUCAUCUCCAGUAUACUUGCUGUGGCGAAGAAUAAAACUGUCAUUGUCAAUCAUUCCGGGACGCCCGUCACUAUGCCGUGGGAGCCGCAAGCCCAAGCGAUUUUACAAGCCUGGUACGGGGGAAACGAAACUGGACAUGGCGUGGCAGAUAUCCUUUUCGGUAAUGUCAGCCCCAAUGUCAGACAUAAUCCAACCUAUCUAAAUUUUGGAAGUGUCGGAGGGCGAGUCCUCUACGGGGAAGAUAUCUACGUUGGCUAUCGCUUCUAUGACAAGACUCGAUGCUCUCCUCUUUUCCCCUUCGGGCAUGGGCUUUCCUAUACCACAUUCGAGGUAUCUCCAACCGUCGAGGUGGGCCCAGUGUCGCGUCUUACCAGCCUGCCAGCUGCGGCGCGAGUCUCCAUCAGAAACACUGGCCAUGCUCCUGGUUCCGAGGUUCUUCAGGUUUACGUGGCGGCGCCACAGCCCGAGACAGGGCGGCCGGAUAAGGAGUUGCACGGGUUCCAGAAGACGUUCCUCCAGCCGGGUGAAGAGCGUGCCGUCGAUAUCACAAUUGACCCCUACGCCACUAGUUUUUGGGACGAUAUUGAAGGCAAGUGGAAGAGUGAGGCAGGGGAGUAUGAGUUUCUCCAAGCCACAUUUCACGGGACCAAAAACGAGCACAUCCUUUCCCCGCACAAUCUGGUCUCCCGAAGGUCUAACCCUCAUGAUGGACACCUUGUCCGGAACAAAAAGACAUACCCGCGUGCUGACGGCGUGCGAGGCUUGUCGGCUCACAUAGAGACAUGGGGUUCCAAGAUUCUAAAAGCUUUUGAGCGCCAGGAGCGUCGUCUCGAAGACCACCUGCGGUCAUUAACACCCUGGGACAGCGAGAGUCCGGAAUCAAUAUCGAGAAAUGACACUUUGAAAACACCCAUCACAGGAUCGGACAUGAUCCUAAACUGGCCAAUAUUCCCCCCGGAGAAGCCUGUACCCACAUUUCCACCAACUGCAUUUGCGGAGAAGGAUGAUCAAUAUCACCCAGAUAUCCCAAAGGUUACUCCCCAUCGCAUCUGCGAAUUGCGCCUGAUAUUCAUGACCCGGAUCCGCACCAAGAAUCCCAUUGUUGAUGCCGAUCAGUUGGAUGAGUGUAUUGCGCGUGUACUGGAAAGCGGCUUUGACUGGUCUGUAUCUUCCUGCUUGGUCCUUCUGGUCUUCGCUCUAGCUGCGAUAUGGGGAAACUAUCCGGAGCCUGACGCGCGAGAGGCGACCUCUGGACACCUAACGCUGGAAGUGCCAAAACACCGCAUGAAAGAAUCCAUGGACUUCUUCUCAAUGGCACAAAAACGAAUGUCAUCAGCGUAUCUGGACGGGUCAGUCGUGGGAAUCCAGUGCUUCUGUCUUUUUGGAAUGUGGUAUCAAUACAACAUCGAACCUAUUGCAGGAUGGAAAGCAUUUCGCACGGCGUCGAUGUUGUGGCAGACUUAUCACUUGAGGCAUCGUGAUGGCGAAAUUCGUUACGAAUUGACCGAUCUUCCACCUUGCGAUCUAUCCCUGACGGACUACCCGUUCUCAUUGCCCAAUUUUCCCAACCACGACGCCGCCUCCCCAGGGCCACCGGACCAUGAGACGUUAUCCUCAUACUACUACUUAGCGGAAAUUUCCCUCCGUCGACUUCUAAAUCGUGUGCGCCACGCAGUUACUGUCCUGAGUCCCCCUAUUAGCCGGUCAGGAAUUCUCCAACUAUCAGACACACUGCACGACCUGGAAUACCAGCUCCAGCAAUGGGUCGAUUGUCUGCCUCCCGCAUUAUACUUCAACAAACCCCUUCUUGUAAAGCCCCCCAGCCACGAACCUGAACUGGUGAAGCUGGCGCGUGAGCGCUACGUCGAAGUCCGCGAACUCCUCUGCCGUGCGUACUUAUAUCUCUGCAUCCAUGUACCGCUUGACCAAGAUUUGCUCGGUCCCAUUGGGAAAAAGGCAAGCGAGGCUCUGCAGCUAUCAGUGUACCGAAUUGAGACUGAGCUACCGUUCUUUCGACAUCCGGGGUCGUGGGGAGCGUGUCGGGUUCGUUUCAACCACGCUCUCUGUCUGAUUGCUGCUUGGAGGGCAAAACGGCAGGGUGUGGUGGGUAUGGAGAAUGUCAGUUUGCCAGAUGAGUGGGCAACAUGUGUGAGGGUAGUUAUCGAGCGGUUGCGGGUCUGGGAAGCGGAGGGGGCGGGAAUUCGUGGGCUGAGACUUUUGCUCGAUUGGUUGAUGGGCUUAUAA
Molecule: messenger RNA, 3999 nt
Organism: Aspergillus candidus
Lineage: Eukaryota; Fungi; Ascomycota; Eurotiomycetes; Eurotiales; Aspergillaceae
Exons: 8
Coding region: 1-3999 (1332 amino acids)
Biological process (GO): glucan catabolic process
Molecular function (GO): beta-glucosidase activity
Source: RefSeq, a predicted model, not a curated record